This is a messenger RNA of Abrus precatorius (Indian licorice), 1740 nucleotides long. Its product is annotated as inactive TPR repeat-containing thioredoxin TTL3-like. Lineage: Eukaryota; Viridiplantae; Streptophyta; Magnoliopsida; Fabales; Fabaceae. The transcript has 5 exons. Gene Ontology annotation, molecular function: protein binding. The coding region runs from base 1 to 1740 and encodes 579 amino acids. Gene Ontology annotation, cellular component: cytoplasm. The record is from RefSeq and is a predicted model, not a curated record.
AUGGGGGAUAAUUCACCAGAGAAGAAACAUGGUUGUGGCUUGAUAACAGCAGUAUUCUGGCGACCCAGUAUGCGCUCACGCAAAUCAGCCUCUGAAAGUUCUGCUGAACCCAACAAUUUUGAAAAGCCAUCAAACUGUCAAGAUUCAAAACAACAACGUGGUGUCUACAAUGAUGACGCUUUAGUUGGAACAACUUCUUAUGAUGCUACCUUAAACUCUUCACGUCAUUGUGUCUCUAAUCCUCAAAAGCCAAUCCAUGCUGUAAACCAAAGGAAACACCACCAUCAACAACAUCCUAACGAAACAACGAUGGCAAGAGGCCCUUCAUCAAAGGUUUCACCUACUCAAGGCUAUGUUAACCAGGGAAGAAGGGUGCCCAAAGAAGCUAUUGGCAUUUCAGGAGAACUUGAAAGCAUGAUCAAUGAUCACCAAAAGUCCAAAGGAAACAGUACCCUUGUUCGAGCUUCUUCUAGCAAUGUGAUGUUGUUUGGUAAUUUAGGUAACCUUAGACAAGGAGGAACAGGACCAGAUUCUCACAAUGCAAUGGAUUACUACGUUGGGGGUAACAAAGGAUACACAAACCCUAUGAUGGGACAUGAAGGAGGUUAUAGUAGUAAAGAGGCUAAACCAAGCAAGGAACAAUCUGGUUCAUUAUGCAGGGCUGUGUCUACUAGAAUGGAUCCUGAGAAAUUGAAGAUAUUGGGUAAUGAAGAUUAUAAAAAUGGACGGUUUGCAGAGGCUUUGGCACUUUAUGAUGCAGCCAUUGCAAUUGACCCAAAUAAGGCUUCUUAUAGGAGUAACAGAAGUGCAGCAUUAACUGCUCUUGGAAGGCUUUUAGAAGCCGUUUUUGAAUGCAGAGAAGCCAUUAAGAUUGAUUCUCAUUACCAGAGAGCUCAUAAUCGUUUGGGAAAUUUGCAUUUUAGAUUAGGAGAAACGGAUAAUGCCCUAUAUCAUUAUAAACAAGCAGGACCAGAGGCUGAUCCUGAUGAGAUUGCUAAAGUGAAGAUUCUUCAAGUACAUCUAAACAAAUGCACAGAGGCACGUAGAUUGGGGGAUUGGAACACAUUAAUAAUUGAGACCAACAAUGCUAUAUCAUCUGGUGCAGAUUCUGCUCCACAAAUAUACGCAUUGCAAGCUGAAGCCCUCCUAAAGCUCCGUAGACAUCAAGAUGCAGAUAAAAUAAUGUCGAAGUGUUCUAAUUUUGAUGUUGAUGAGUGUACCAAGUUCUUUGGACCUAUUGGUAAUGCAAAUUUGUUGGUUACACGUGCUCAGGUUGAUAUAGCUGCUGGCAGAUUUGAAGUUGCUUUAGAGGCAGCACAAAAAGCAGUGAAGUUGGACUCUAAUAACAAGCAAGCUAGCAAAGUGAUGAUAAAGGUUCGAUCUAUAGCAAGUGCGCGAGCAAAGGGAAAUGAGCUUUUCAAGGCAUCAAAAUUCUCCGAGGCUUGUGUUGCUUAUGGAGAAGGCCUUGAUCAUGACCCAUAUAACUCAGUUUUAUUGUGCAAUAGAGCUGCUUGCAGAUCAAGAUUAGGCCAAUUUGAGAAAGCAGUGGAUGAUUGCACUGCUGCCCUUAAUUUACGACCAUCUUACAACAAGGCCAGGUUACGAAGAGCAGAUUGUAAUGUUAAGUUGGAAAGAUGGGAAGCUUCAAUACACGACUACGAAAUCUUGCUAAAAGAGAUGCCAGACGAAGAAGUAAAACGAGCAUUAAUGGAGGCCCAAGCACAACUUAAGAAACAAUGA